Messenger RNA from Galeopterus variegatus (Sunda flying lemur), 1608 nucleotides. RefSeq names its product phosphatidylinositol glycan anchor biosynthesis, class C (gene PIGC). The record is from RefSeq and is a predicted model, not a curated record. The coding region runs from base 433 to 1326 and encodes 297 amino acids. Gene Ontology annotation, biological process: GPI anchor biosynthetic process. Gene Ontology annotation, cellular component: glycosylphosphatidylinositol-N-acetylglucosaminyltransferase (GPI-GnT) complex; membrane. NCBI's taxonomy places the organism in Eukaryota, Metazoa, Chordata, Mammalia, Dermoptera, Cynocephalidae. The transcript has 2 exons.
GGUGAGCAGGCGCGCUGGGAACACCGCUUCCUGCCCCCGCCCAGCCCCGCUCCCGACCCUGAGGGCGAGCGUUGACUUUUUCGGCGCCGCGAGUCCUCCGCCGCCGUGAGAUGGCGAGCUGGCGAGCAGGGGUCCCGGCUGCGGUGAGAGGGGUUCUCAGGGCGGCUGGCUGGCGAAGCAAAACCCAUCAUGUGGUCUCCGUGGAAGAAAUAAGGAACUUGGCUGUGUCGUCCUGCCUCAAAGAACAAACUCAUCUAUUGCAGGCCUAGCCUGGACUGCUGCCUUUGAAAACAAGGAAAGGCUGGUAGAAUGUCAACCGCAGCACAGCAUGGAAUUUCCAGAGAGGUCUUAUUUCAAAACUUCGUGAGGAAUGAGAACCACAUUGACUUCUUCAAGGGAGAUUGAACUGGCCUGAGUUUGAGGGCAAGGAUAAUGUGUGCCCAACCUGUAACUGACACCAAGGAGGCCAAGUGGCAGAAAGUCUUGUAUGAACGACAGCCCUUCCCUGAUAACUACGUGGACCGGAGGUUCCUGGAGGAGCUCCGGAAAAACAUCUAUGCCCGGAAAUACCAGUAUUGGGCUGUGGUAUUUGAAUCCAGUGUGGUGAUACAGCAGCUGUGCAGCGUCUGUGUUUUUGUGGUUAUAUGGUGGUAUAUGGAUGAGGGUCUUCUGGCCCCCCACUGGCUUUUUGGGACUGGCCUGGCUUCUUCACUGAUUGGGUAUGUUCUGUUUGAUCUCAUUGAUAGAGGUGAAGGGCGGAAGAAGAGUGGGCGGACCCGGUGGGCUGACUUGAAGAGCGCCCUAGUCUUUAUUACUUUCACUUAUGGUUUUUCACCAGUGCUGAAGACCCUGACAGAGUCUGUUAGCACUGACACCAUCUAUGCCAUGUCAGUCUUCAUGCUGUUAGGCCACCUCAUCUUCUUUGACUAUGGUGCCAAUGCUGCCAUUGUAUCCAGCACAUUGUCCUUGAAUAUGGCCAUCUUUGCCUCUGUCUGCCUGGCUUCACGGCUUCCCCGGUCCCUGCAUGCCUUCGUCAUGGUGACUUUUGCCAUCCAGAUUUUUGCUCUGUGGCCCAUGUUGCAGAAGAAACUGAAGGCAUGUACUCCCCGCAGCUAUGUGGGGGUCACACUGCUUUUUGCAUUCUCAGCCUUGGGAGGCCUGCUGUCCAUUAGUGCUGUGGGAGCUAUACUCUUUGCCCUUCUGCUGGUUUCCAUUUCAUGUCUUUGCCCUUUCUACCUCAUUCGCCUGCAGCUUUUUAAAGAAAACAUUCAUGGGCCUUGGGAUGAAGCUGAAAUCAAGGAAGACUUGUCCAGAUUCCUUAGCUAAGUUAGGGACCUCCAUUAUAUUAUUAAGGAAAGCUGAUAGACUACUCUUCUAACUAGUAUAAAAUUUGAAAGCAGAGUUCCAUUCUGGAAGCAGCAUGUUGAUGUGGGUGAGAGAGCAGAGAUCAAGAGAAUAUUACCCAAAGGCUUGGUGAAGGUGUUUAUCCUUUGUUAUUUUGUGGGUGAAAAAGCUUUCUGUGGCCUUCUUGAAUUAUUGCCUCUCAUUUAUUAUUCUCUGUAACAAAUGUAGUGAUGUGGUUUCUAUUUAUUAAAAAAAUAACAUUAA